AGCAACGUGACUCGGGCUAGCUGGCGUUUCAGGGAGACGGCCCGCUCUCAGUUUUCUCAUAUCAAUAAGUGUCUUUAAACUGUAAAUAUUCAUACGUCGACACAUUUCAAAAAGCGUUAUUUAGGCAAACACCAAACCUGGUCUCUUUGUCGAUGUUAGCCCAACUUACUGCGCCAUAUUAAGCUAAGCUAUGUAGAUUAAGCGGGUUCAUUGGGUGUGAGAGGAUGGAUCUUUGUGGCUCGCGCAGUUAGCAUAGCCUGCUAGCGCCUCUGGCCUCGGCCUCACCCUUCAGUCUACAGCCCGUAUGGGAAAGACUAAAGUAACGGAGCGCACCACUGAGAUGGAGCCAUAACAUUCCUGCACUGGCGGGGUGGGGUGCUGCCUGUCAAAGGAACAAUAUCUCCCAAUGCUUGGGAACGGCUGAAGUUCCCCAUUCCCCUGCAAGACCAGUACAUGUAUAUGCACAGAGCAGGGAAACAUGAGUACAGGGAAGCCAAGUGGUCUCAAGCCACCCAGUAAGAUUGGUAAGCCUACUGGUGUACCAACUAAGACCUCCCCUUCCUCAGCCACUCCCAAACCUAUAACAUCUCCAGGUGCUGGCACCCCCACUGUUAAUGACUCAGUGGCAGAAUUCACUGUGGGCGAACGUGUGUGGGUGAACGGAAAUAAGCCGGGCUAUGUUCAGUUCAUUGGUGUAACCCAGUUUGCACCAGGCCAGUGGGCAGGUAUCGUUUUGGAUGAGCCCAUAGGGAAGAAUGAUGGCUCUGUGGCUGGAGUGCGGUACUUUCAGUGCGAAGACUUACGAGGUAUCUUCACUCGUCCCUCUAAACUAUCCCGGGCUCCAGUCCGAGAGCGCGAGACCAAUGGUGCACAGACCUUGUCAGGCCAGACGUCCUCUGCUGUCACACCUGCUGCUGAUGGUCAAGUCUCCGCUGCUAACCAAACGUCAACAAACCUGGCCACAGCGGCCAGUGGUUCUGUUGCCAACCUGUCCGAGGCGGACUCGGCCAAGAAGGGAAAACGGGAGCUGAAGCUGGGGGACCGUGUGCUGGUUGGUGGAACAAAGGCAGGCGUUGUGCGCUUCCUUGGUGAGACUGACUUUGCGAAGGGGGAAUGGUGUGGGGUGGAGCUUGAUGAACCGCUUGGCAAAAACGAUGGAGCAGUGGCUGGCGCUAGGUAUUUCCAGUGUCUGCCAAAGUAUGGCCUAUUUGCUCCUACGCACAAAGUAACUCGCAUUGGCUUUCCCUCCACCACCAAAGCCAAAAGCUCAAGACGCAGGUCCACUCUACAGCACAGCCCCAGCGCCACUUCAGUUAGCUCCCUGAGCUCAGUCGCCUCUUCAAUAGGAGGCAAACCUAGCCGCGCAGGCCUGUUGACAGAAACUUCGGCCCGCUAUGCACGGAAGAUCUCGGGGACCACAGCUAUGCAGGAGGCUCUGAAGGAGAAGCAGCAGCACAUAGAACAGCUCCUGGCUGAGCGAGAUCUAGAGAGGACAGAAGUGGCCAGAGCCACUAGCCAUGCAGGAGAGGUGCAGCAAGAACUUGCCUUGCUCAGACAAGGCCAGGAACAGUACGCUUUGGAGAUGGAGGCUAAGUUGGACCAGUUACGCAGGCUUGUGGAGACUGCAGACAGGGAGAAAGUAGAGUUGUUGAAUCAGCUUGAAGAGGAAAAAAGGAAAGUAGAGGAUCUUCAGUUCCGUGUAGAAGAAGCUUGCAUUACCAAAGGUGAUUUAGAGACGCAGACCAAACUGGAGCAUGCCCACAUUAAGGAGCUCGAACAGAGCCUUCUCUUUGAAAAGACCAAAGCUGAUAAACUCCAGAGGGAGUUAGAGGAUACUAGGGUGGCCACGGUGUCUGAGAGGUCACGGAUCAUGGAGUUGGAAAAGGAAGUGGCUGAGCUGCAACUACGCCUGCGAUCUCAGCGAGCAGAAGCAGGAUCAGCCUCACCUCCACUACAGGACAAAAGGGUUAGAGAGCUGAGCGGUGAGCUGGAGACCAAGCACAAGGAACUGCUUCUCCUCCAACAGAGAAUCAGCUCCUCUGAUCAAGAGAACACCUCACUUCAGCAUCAGCUGAAUGACUUGAUGCAAAAACUUGAUACGACAACAGAGGAAAGUAAAAGCACAACACUCUCCUUGCAAGACAUGGAGAGGAGCAUGCAGGCGGACAGGGAGCAACUGAAACAGCUAUGCAGUGAGAAGGAGAAGCUAGAGGAGGCGAUGGCCUCCAGGCAGCUGCAGGAGCACAGACUUAACGAGGAGCAUGAGGGGGAAAAGAAGAAGCUGCAAGAGAAACUAGGCCAGGUGGAGCAGGAGCUGAACAAAGCACAAGAAAGGAACACAGCGCUCCAACGACAGGUGGCAGAGCUGCAGCUGUUCAAGGACAAAGCUCAGAGUAUCCAGUCUUCAGAGACUCUGGAACAACUGAAAAAGAAAAAUCAAGAGCUGUGCCAAGAGCUUGAAGCCCUGAAGCAACAGAACUCCAAGUUUCAAGAGGAGCUCAGUUUCUCCAAGGAGCAGCUCAGCUCUGAGAACCAGCGCAUUGGGAGCCUGUGUAAAGAAAUUGAGGAGCUGAAGCUAGCAGCCAAUCAGAAGUCACAGAGGCUGGCAGUGCUCCAGGAGGAGAAUGGGAAGUUGGCUCAGGAGCUGGACAGCAGCCGGCAGGUUGGCUAUAAGCAGCAGACGCUUGAUGGUGAACGCCUGACUCUCAACAGUCGGUUGGAGAUUAAUGAGAGGGAAAACUCCAAUACAGUAAUAUCCGAGAAGGACAAAGAACUGGAGGCGUUAAGAAAUGAGAUUGCAGUGCUGCGUGAAGAGAAUGCCAUGGCUAAAACGCUGCAGGAGGCAGUGGAGUCUCUGGAAAGGGACAAGUUGCAGCUACAGAACAGAGUGCACAGCCUGGAGCUGAAGCUGGAGGGCAAACCAAUUGAGAAUCAAGAAGAGGGCUCUACAGGUGAUGCAGCUAUAAACCAGCUUAGAGAAGAGAAGGAGUUCGCUGAGGGACAGAUCAACUUCCUCAACUCCGUCAUCGUGGAUCUGCAGAGAAAGAAUGACGAGCUGAAGGUGAAGCUGAAGAAAAUGGCCUUGGCUGAAUUCAAUGGGAAUGAAGAGAAUGAAAAUUCUGGUGAGGUUAAAAAGAAGAAGAAACCCCCUCCUCGUGUUUUCUGUGAUAUCUGUGACUGUUUUGACCUCCACGACACCGAAGACUGCCCCACCCAAAUGCAGUCCCCUGACUCACCUCCUCACAGUACAUACCAUGGCAGCCGGAGCGGUGAGCGGCCCUACUGCGACAUCUGCGAGGCGUUUGGCCACUGGACAGACUCCUGCAACGAUGAUCAAACCUUCUAGACCCCUGUCUCUCCCCUCUAUCAGAAAACCAGGCAAUGCACAAAUGCUUUCAACAAUGUAAGCUCCUAUUUUUGUAAGCUAUAUGUGUAAGUUUAAGCAUUAUUUACAUUCCUCACAACUGAAGGCAACGCUGAUGCUGCUUUGUUGGAAUUGUUCUGAAGGUGAAGGAUCUUCUCGGUGUAGUGUUAAUACUGUUUUGUACAUAGUGUAGCUCAUGUUUUUGACAGUCCUAUGUGACUUCAUCCUUUGAAUGGAUACGGGGUUGUGAGUUAUUAACUGAUGAUGUGGUGAGGAAUCCAAAUGGACCAUUAUCCAGCCACAGGGAAGCUUUCACUCCAGUGCAGGCACUCAAAAGAAGUCUAAGCUGACCAAUAGUAACUUAUUGCACUGCUCACUUUAAAUGUAUUUGUUGUUACAUGUUCAACACAUAUUUUUAACUGCCGUUCCUCUGACUUUGUCUGAGGUUAUCGAAGGUAUUCUUUUAUAAUAAAUGUCAAAAAGAGGUAGUCAUUAUACUGUGUCCUAUGAAUGGCUUUUUAAGUGUUUUUACGUCUUGUUCACUAGAUUUAUUAAAGCACAAGUUUGGAUCAUAUUGUAUCUUCCUGUAUAGCUGUAAUAUUUAUAUUAAUGACAACGUUUACAAAGUAACCCGGUAAACUGCAAAAAUGACAUUUUUUUGCAAUGAAAUUGUGCACAUUAUGCAAAGAUACCUGUAUACUGUUUGUGGGUAUUCUCGCUUUGUUUAAAUGAGAUCUUCUCUAUAUUAUCAUACAUUUUUUGUUUGUAUUGACAAGCAUUUGUAAUAACUGCAGAAUAUGGUUGAGUUCUAUUCUGACAUUGUGACAGUCUGUACUGUUCAUGAAAUGCAUAAACACUAACUAUAUAAUA
Molecule: messenger RNA, 4234 nt
Organism: Pygocentrus nattereri (red-bellied piranha)
Lineage: Eukaryota; Metazoa; Chordata; Actinopteri; Characiformes; Serrasalmidae
Gene: clip1b
Product: CAP-GLY domain containing linker protein 1b
Exons: 22
Coding region: 479-3346 (955 amino acids)
Biological process (GO): cytoplasmic microtubule organization; positive regulation of microtubule polymerization
Cellular component (GO): cytoplasm; nucleus; microtubule plus-end
Molecular function (GO): microtubule plus-end binding
Source: RefSeq, a predicted model, not a curated record